Molecule: messenger RNA, 5607 nt
Organism: Pezoporus flaviventris
Lineage: Eukaryota; Metazoa; Chordata; Aves; Psittaciformes; Psittacidae
Gene: HTR1F
Product: 5-hydroxytryptamine receptor 1F
Exons: 3
Coding region: 382-1482 (366 amino acids)
Biological process (GO): G protein-coupled receptor signaling pathway, coupled to cyclic nucleotide second messenger; chemical synaptic transmission
Cellular component (GO): plasma membrane; dendrite
Molecular function (GO): neurotransmitter receptor activity; G protein-coupled serotonin receptor activity
Source: RefSeq, a predicted model, not a curated record
GGCGGAGUUUGCCGGUCCGGCUGGUGCCGCCCCUCCCUGUGUUUUCUUCGUUGUUCAUUUUUGGCGGGGGGAGCGGUGGCGGGGGAGGGAAGCGCUCUGCUCUCCGCAGCUUGCCGCGGUGCGGAUGGACUGGUCUUCGUGAACACAGCUCCCGACGUUUCCCAAGCAAACCCAGACCCAAACAAACCACCCACUUGGAUAACUAAACCGGUUUUUGGCAGUAUCCGGUAUUGCUAAGGGAUAUUUAAUUCCUACUUCCAGUCCAGUCCUUAGACUUCCUGGCACAGAGGCAGCUUUUCCAAGACUAUUCCAAACACAGGAGAUGGUAACUGCUACUGAUAAAGAACUGCUACUGAUAAAGAUCACCUUUAAAAAAAGAACAUGGAUUUAAUAAACUCAACUGAACAAAAUGGUACAUCAGAAGAAUUAUUUAAAUGGGCAACAUCCAAGAUUCUCAUUUCCAUUACCCUAUCUAUGCUUGCACUAAUGACAACGGCCAUCAAUUCUCUUGUGAUGACUGCAAUAAUUGUAACAAGAAAGCUCCACCACCCUGCCAACUAUCUAAUCUGCUCACUUGCAGUGACUGAUUUCCUUGUGGCAGUCCUAGUAAUGCCCUUCAGUAUUGUCUACAUUGUAAAGGAGACCUGGAUCAUGGGGCAAGUGGUGUGUGACAUCUGGCUGAGCGUGGACAUUACGUGCUGCACAUGUUCCAUCUUGCAUCUCUCCGCCAUUGCUUUGGACCGGUACAGAGCGAUCACAGAUGCUGUGGAAUAUGCACGAAAAAGGACACCUAAGCACGCUGGCAUCAUGAUCACAGUGGUAUGGAUCAUAUCCAUUUUUAUCUCCAUGCCACCUUUGUUUUGGCGGCACCAGACAACCAGCAGGGAUGAUGAAUGCAUCAUCAAACACGACCACAUUGUUUCCACCAUUUACUCUACAUUUGGCGCCUUCUAUAUCCCACUGGCCUUGAUUCUGAUCCUUUAUUACAAGAUAUACAAGGCAGCAAAGACAUUUCACAGAAGAAGCGUCAGCCGGAUUGUAAGGGAGGAGGUAAAUGGACAAGUGCUCUUGGACGCAGGUGAAAGAAGCACCAAGUCAGUUUCAAUGCCCAGCACAGCAGAGAAGACAUCAGAUCCCGUGGUGAACUGUGAUAAAAUCAGUAUCACCAUACGAAGCCCCAGGUCUGAAUCUAAGCAUGAGAAGUCCUGGAAAAAACAGAGAAUCUCUAGCACAAGAGAGCGAAAGGCAGCAACUACGCUGGGUCUGAUCUUAGGGGCAUUUGUGAUCUGCUGGCUCCCUUUCUUUGUAAAAGAAGUAGUUGUUAAUACCUGUGAAAGAUGUCACAUCUCGGAAGACAUGUCUAAUUUCCUAGCAUGGCUGGGAUACAUAAAUUCCCUUAUUAACCCUCUAAUCUACACAAUCUUUAAUGAAGAUUUCAAGAAAGCCUUCCAGAAGCUUGUGCGAUGUAGGCAAUAUCUUUAAGAGCUUUUGUUCAUAUAAGGAGAACAUACUCACUGGGUUUUUAACCUGUAUAAAUUUAUAUAACUGAGAUGACAUUUGUUGUAUUUAAGAAAAAACACUGAGACUCUUCAUUUACAUGAUGACUUUUUUGUAUCAGUAGCACUGGGAGCAUAAAUUGCCCAAGUUUUAAAGAGAUGGAUCAUCUGCAGUCAGUUUUGCUCUGGAAAAAGAGGUAGCAUAUUGUGGCUCUAAUCCAGUUGGGAUUUGCACAGCUGCCUAGCUUGAAGCCUAAGGUACUACCUUAAAUAUGAAGGAAAUAUACACUUGAAGUAGACCCUAAUCACAAAUAAGACAGAAGAUACACCCUGGAAUUAAGACAUGAUUUUAUUAGUUUGGCACAGGCCUGCAGCACAGAGCCAACCCUUUCCCAGGGAAGAGUAGUAACUUAAACAUAUCUAGCAUCAUCCUGUGUUGAUUAGCUGAGUGCAGCUGCAGCUCUGCUUUCUCCCGCAGAUGAAGGACUUGCCUGUGUUUUGCCCUCAGAGAACUCCAGCAGCAGGUGAGGUGCUUUCAUGGGUUAUUAGUUUCAUAGCCAGCCAGUGUUACAAGCCCUCUGCCACUGUGCAUCCACAAGAGAUGUGGGCACAGCACCAAGGGAAACAGCCAGACAGCUGGGGCACCUCCAGUGAGCUGGGUACACGUAGUGCCCGGUGCUCUGAGAAACCAGUGCAGUAGCAUGUAGGGAGGGUAAGCUCAUAAAGAGCACCUGGUCCUCCUAAUGGAGAUGUGAGAAAGGAGAAAUGCAUGAGACUCCUUUCUUCAUGUCCUCACCCCUACCUCACACACCUUAUGAGGCACGGCUCAUAUGACUUUCAGCACCAAACCCAGCCACACAGUUUGUGCAGGAGCCCCUAGAGCAUUGCUGUCACUGGGUGGCUUAGUGAGGUUUGGUUGAGUGCCACCUAAUGAAGAACUUUGGCUAACAGCUCCAGCUCAGCAUGUUCAGCCCUCCAUUGGCUCAGAAGACUGGUGUCCCCCAAUUCUUUACUCAGCUGCCUCAAGCAGUAGGGCUGUGCACCCUCUUUCCAAGCCUGUGAGAAAGCAGAUACCGACCAUGGUACUGGCAGCAUGGGUCCCUGGAAAAGGUUGUGCAGCAGCUUCUGCAGUAAGGGCAGAGGAAGUGACUUCAGUACACAGUGCCCACCUAGGCAGGGGAUCCUGUGGGGUGCUCACUGGCUGGCACUUCCUUCCCCCAAAGCAUUUAGUCCAUGUCCCCAGUCCCAGCAGAGCUAAAAGGACCUUGCAGGCACUCCAGCCAGCCCUGACCAGCCUGGUUCAGUCAAAGGUAACCACAAUGAACAAAUCUCUUUGUGGGCUCCUUCUAAGGCCUCAAAAAUGGCACUGUGGCCAGCUUUGAUUUACAUGCCAGCCUUCGAUUUACAUGCCCACAGCGCUUUUGAGUGCAAGAACAGCCCUCACCUCAAAACCAGCAAAGCAAGUUUACCACCAGCUAAGGGUACUAACAGGGAAGUAGGCAUUUACCCCUAAGUGCAGGCAAGCUGCUAAAAGCCACACCAGAACCCAAGGAUGGAUUUUGCACUUUUCAGGACAAACAGAUCUAGGCUGUGCCAGCAAGACUCUGGCUCUGAGUUUAUUGCCAGCCAUUCAGUGCUUUCUAGCAGAAAUAGGGACUUGAAGCUCCUUACAGGAACUACAAACCCUACUGUCAGGAGCAGCAGUCUCCUGCAAAAGCACCGAUUUGGCACCUGAGCCAGCAGCUUAAGGACAUCUCAAAGAAGCUGAGACAGAAGACCACUAUGCACACGUUAGAUUUGGAAAGGUAUCACUCACUGGUCUUUGCAGUUCUUCUUCCAAGAGACUUUCAGUAGUUUGCAUUAGACAAGAAAACCCAGAAAGAAAUCAUCACUGUCAUUGUUCUCUUCCCCUUCCCCCUUCCCUGUAUUACAAACUCUGCAGUUAAAUAAUCUUCAUAUUUUGCCCACUAGCUACCAGCUGACACAACAGCUGUCAGAGGUGUUUCUUGCAAGAUGACAAGGUUUGAAACCUGAAAUAUUGAGCUAAUUUGUUUCUGUCACUUGCAACUUACUGUAUUCUGCUUUCAUAUCAAGGUCUAAAUGAGAUGCUAUUCACAAGUAGUAGAAACAGUGCAUUUGCUUUAUUGUUGAUUUUAACCCAGCCAGGAAUCUAAUGGAAAGCUCGUCAUGCCAUGUAGCUCCAGCACAGCAGUAGCACAGCUAAAUUUUGAAGAUAUUAGGAUGCGACAGGAUGGAAUUUGGUGGAUGGUCAGUGCAAGCUAGCCCACUUUCCUACCACUGCAGUCAGAGCACAGCCUCUGCAGCCCCCGUGACCUUGGCAAUGGCUGCAUUAUGAUGAAAGAAAAAACUGCUUUAAACAUCAGCUGUGUUCUGCUGUCUCCCAGAAAAGCCAUGGAAUUCAGCUUUCUAAAAGGAUUAGCAGAGUAGCAGAAAGCAGCAAAGAAAACCCCACUGAAACAUCUAAGAUUGAAGACCUGUUUCUCACGUUUCCUGGGUACUCAGUCAUAGCACUGGAUAUCUAGGGCAGGAUAUCUAUCUUUGUCUCCCCUGCUUCUCUGUUUAUGAUUGCAGAAGGGUAGAGUAUAUUGUUUAUCCUCUUACAUGUACGAAGUCUGACAAUGUCAUGUAAAAUCAAAUCAGAAGUAAAAACAGGGGUUGCUUUUGAGGAGAAAUGAUACUUAAAAUACUCCUAUUUAAAUAAUAAUGGAUAAAGGUCCAAGAAUGGAACAAUAUGUAGAUAAACAGAAAAUAGCUGUCAUUUAUGCACUGUUAAUGGUAUUAUACUCUGAAUCUAAUUGAGCUGCUAAACAUUUCUCAAGAUGCAGGGUGGUUUCUUUUAUAUCAUUUGCGCUGAGCUGUAUCUGCUCACCCUCCAACACCCCAGUGGUGGAAGAUGCAACCACAAGAAAUCUAAGCAAAUGAGCAGGUAGUUAUCCCAUUAAAAGUACUUGCGGCUUGUGGACCAUCAUUUUUUUGUGUCUGACUGCAACUCAUCACUCGUUCUCUAGCAGACUCCACUGUGCCAAACAACACAACCCCACACAAGAUCAUUUAAUCUCUAGUAUUUAGCCAUGUAUGCGAUGUGUUAAGAGAAAAAGUGAGCUCCUCUUUCAAAACGCAUAAAGGUUAAGAUUUCCUUGGGAUUUUGCUUUGCCCUCUCCGUUAAGCACACAGGUAUCCACUGGAGCUUAGCACUGGAUUCAAGGAGCAAGAGAAAGCAAGAUUUUAUGCACUGGAACUAAGAUUUUUUGCAAGUAGCUCUGUGUCGUAACUCAGCAAAUAGAAAGAAACCAAACUAUGGCCCUUUUCCUAUCUCUCUCAGAAGACUGUGUGCAUGCGUUGCAGGGAAGGGGCUUACAGUUGCUCUGGGGUUUGCACAAAGCUUCCUAGAUCUCUAUCCCUGCUCCUGCUUCAGCUGCUCUCCCUGUUGCUGGUUGCUGCCCACCCAUCCGCCCAUCAGUUUAGAUUCCUUCUAAAACCCAGAGAGCUGGCUUUGGAGCAGCUGACCUGCUCCCGCUUCAGCUUUCACAGAGAAUAAUUCCUGAAGCAGCUGUGAACAUUAUAUCCAGUUCAGGUGGAUGGAUUUUGCUAACAGCAAGCAGUUAAAUACACCUCAUUAUCCUGUACUCAUUUCUUUACCUUUCCUUCCCACCAGAUGCUUUAUCAGUUUCCUUUCCUCUUAAGGAUGGUAUAUCCCUACAAAGGUCUUGGGGAAACAAAUAUACUUUUGUUUUAGUGAGGCAGUCACACUUGUUAACGCAUGACUGCACCACCCAGAAACACCCACCUCAUCCAAAUGUGGAUUUGGCAGUCACUGUCUUCAGCUGGUGCCUAAUUGUUCUUGGUGCUAGGGAGGUAUACAGAAAUAACUAUGUGCCAAAUUAUUUUCUCCAGCAGUUACAAACUCAGCACAUUAUUUCUAGGCUAGUACACAUUACCAUUUGGCCUUUACAUUUCAGAUUCCCUUGCACAAAAGAAACAGGCUUUUCUGAACUCUACAGACCAAAGAGUAAACGCUGCAAGAAAAGUGACAGGAAACUCUUGUAGCAGCCCUGUAAGGAUUAAGGAUAAACCAAACACCAUGUCUCAU